Calypte anna (Anna's hummingbird) is the source of this 5343-nucleotide messenger RNA. Its product is annotated as sodium channel protein type 5 subunit alpha. NCBI's taxonomy places the organism in Eukaryota, Metazoa, Chordata, Aves, Apodiformes, Trochilidae. Gene Ontology annotation, biological process: membrane depolarization during action potential; neuronal action potential; sodium ion transmembrane transport. Gene Ontology annotation, molecular function: voltage-gated sodium channel activity. Gene Ontology annotation, cellular component: plasma membrane; voltage-gated sodium channel complex; axon. The transcript has 25 exons. The coding region runs from base 1 to 5343 and encodes 1780 amino acids. The record is from RefSeq and is a predicted model, not a curated record.
AUGGACCCCUUGUUUUGGCCGUCAGAAACAAACAGCUUCCGACGUUUCACGCCUGAGUCCUUGGCAGCAAUUGAGGAAAGAAUUGCCCAGAAAAAAAAGGAACAAGCCAAAGUCAGGAAGGAGCAGAAGGACCAAAACGCUGAAGAAGAUAAACUUACUCCUCAGCUUGAUCUGAAAACCUGCAAAAAACUUCCAACUCUGUAUGGGGAUAUUCCUGUGGAGCUCAUUGGGGAACCCCUCGAAGAUUUUGAUCCAUACUACAAGGAUCACAAGACUUUUAUGGUGAUAAAUAAGAGGAGGACUAUUUUCCGUUUUUCUGCCACACCUGCCCUGUGUAUAGCUGGCCCUUUUAAUCCAGUCAGAAAAGCAGCAAUUAAAAUUCUUACCCAUUCAUUAUUUGUUGGCUUUAUUACAUGUACUGUGGUACUCAAUUGUGUUUCCAUGGCUGUAAAUAAGAUUCCAGAUGAAUUUAACUGGACAGAAUAUGUUUUUACUGGCAUAUAUACUGGUGAAAUUGUGAUAAAAGUAGUAGCAAGAGGAUUUAUUUGGAAUGAAUUUACCUUUCUUCGAGACCCAUGGAACUGCUUGGAUCUUGUUGUUAUUGUUGUAAUGUAUGCUACUAUGUGUAGAACUACAGGCAAGGUUUCAGCUCUUAGAACUUUCAGAGUACUGAGGACUUUGAAAGCUAUUUCAGUAAUACCAGGUCUAAAAGUCAUCGUAAAUUCACUUAUUGAAUCUGUUAAGAAACUUACAGAUGUGUUGAUCUUGACUGUUUUUUGCUUGAGUGUAUUUGCUCUAAUAGGCCUCCAGCUUUUUAUGGGCCAUUUAACAUCCAAAUGUGUCCUCAGUAGUAGAAUUGAUUCAUACGAUGACACCUUAUGUAAGGACGCCAAGAUAUAUAACAAGAGUGAGGAAGGUAAAUUUUAUUCUUAUAUCUGCUACAGAAUGAACAAAUCUUCUGAAAUAUUGCUCUGUGGGUUUAGUUCAGAACCCAAGACAGAAUGCCCUCCAAACUAUACCUGCAUAAAUAUUGGGAAGAAUCCUGAUUUUGGCUAUACAAGUUUUGAUCAUUUUGGGUGGGCCUUCCUUUCUUUGUUCCGUCUGAUGACACAGGAUUGCUGGGAGCGCCUCUACAGACAAACCAUCCGUACAUCUGGAAAGAGCUAUAUUAUAUUUUUUCUUGGAGUCAUCUUUUUAUGCUCAUUUUAUCUCUUCAAUCUGAUCUUGGCUGUAGUAACUAUGGCAUAUGAAGAGCAAAAUAGAGCUACUCGUGCUGAAACAGAGGCAAAGGAAAAGUUACUUCAGGAUGCCAAACAAAUUUUAGAGAAAGAAAAGAUGCUGUCUGCAGGAGAAGAUAAUAAGGCCUUAGAGGUCAGAUCUGAAAUGUCAUCUGGGGGCUUGAAAACUUCAGAAGAGAUGAACACAGAAAGACCUGUUUUAAGGCAAAAUUUGGUUUUAGGUGAUCCUACCAAUGAGGAGCAUAUAUUUAAUUCACAGCCUGGGCGCUGCCACAAGAAGCUUAGGCAGAUUCUGCUGUCCUAUGAAUUGUCAGUGGACUCUAUUAAUGAUCCUCUUCGAAGACAGAGGUUAAUGAGUGCAGCCACUAUUAUUACCGAUAAUUUGCAUCUGCAAGAGUCAAAACUGAAAUGCCCUGCAUUCUUUGGACGUUUUGCUCGAAAAUAUCUCAUCUGGAAUUGUCCAUUCUGGAGAGUAAUCAAAGAGAAGGUGAAAUUCGUAAUUUUGGAUCCAUUUGUUGAUCUCUUAAUCAUGGUUUGCAUUAUCGUGAACACAUUUUUCAUGGCUCUGGAAUACCCUGAGAUGCCACUCUAUUACCAAAGUAUGAUUUUUAUAAGUGACAAGGUUUUCACCCUGAUUUUUACAGCAGAAAUGGUCUUGAAGAUCAUUGCUCUAGAUCCUUACACCUAUUUUCAGCAAAAAUGGAAUAUUUUUGACAGCAUAGUUGUUAUGAUUGGUUUAAUAAACUUUGAAGAAAAUCUGUCAUACUUCAGGCUGCUCAGGAUCUUCAAAUUGGCAAAGUCCUGGCCAGCCUUAAAUACUCUUGUGAAAAUAAUUCUAAAUUCAGUUGGUGCUCUGGGUAACCUCACUCUGGUUUUGAUUAUUUCUGUAUUUAUUUUUGCUGUAGUAGGAAAGCAGGUUUUAGGCAAUUAUUAUGAGAAAAAUUGGUUUAAAAUAAGCACCGAUAGGAAUUUACGUUGGCAUAUGAAGAAUUUUUGUCAUUCAUUCCUGAUUAUAUUCCGAAUAUUAUGUGGAGAAUGGAUUGAAACCAUGUGGGACUGUAUGGAAGUGGCUGGAAAAGGGCUGUGUCUACCCAUUUUCUUGCUAGUCCUGGUGAUAGGAAACCUGGUGGUGCUCAACCUAUUCAUUGCCUUGCUGCUGAGUUCAUUCAGUUCUGACUCCCCAAAUGGAGAAGAGGAAAUGGGAGAAAUGUCAAAAUGUCAGAUUGCAAUUGCACGGAUUCGCAAGGGGCUGCAGUACAUGAAAGGCAGGAUUUUUAAUUGUUGUGGGAAACUAAUGAAACGAAGCCUCAAAACAACAACCAAAAAGAAGACUUCAGUGAAAAUUUCUGCCAAAGACAUAGAGGAAAAUAACUAUGCCAUGGCAGAUGUCAGAAAGGAUAUAGACAACACUUGCUUUGACCCUGAGUGUUACAGUUCUGAAGAGAGUUCUUCAGUAACAAGGAAAUAUGGAGAAUAUUUAACCAGACAUAGUACCUGUGUUUCCAUUGCAGUAGCAGAGACUUAUACCAGUGAAGAUGAUAGUGGACACAGUGUAUGCACAGAAACAGAAUACAGAAAACAGAAAUAUGAUGCUGGUAGCUAUUCUGAAGCCAGUACUGUGGACCCAGUUGCUCUUUUGGAGGUCCUUUCAGAGCCAAAAAAGUCUCACCUACCCAAGGACUGCUUUGGAGAAUAUUGUGUUGAAUGUUGCCCAUGUUGUGGAGUGGAUGUCACCAAAUUUCCAGGCAGAACUUGGUGGAGAUUUAGAAAAACCUGCUACAGAAUUGUUACACAUAGCUGGUUUGAAAAUUUUAUCAUUUUUAUGAUAGUUUUGAGCAGCGCAGCACUGGCAUUUGAUGAUAUUCACCUGCAGAAAAGAGGAAAAGUGAAAGUGAUCUUAGAUUAUGCUGAUAAAGUAUUUACCUACAUCUUUUUUAUGGAGAUGCUUCUGAAAUGGGUAGCUUAUGGCUUGCACAGUUACUUCACAAAUGCCUGGUGUUGCCUUGACUUCAUCAUUGUAUGUGUAAGUAUUAUAUUCAAUCCAACACCUUGUUUCUCUGGGAAUGCCCUGAAAUCUCUCAGGACUCUCAGAGCACUGAGGCCUCUUCGAGCUUUGUCAAGAUUUGAAGGGAUAAAGGUUGUUGUGAAUGCACUCCUGGGAGCUAUCCCCUCAAUCCUGAAUGUUUUGCUUGUCUGUAUUGUCUUCUGGCUCCUAUUUAACAUUGCUGGAGUAAAAUUACUUGGACAAAAAUUUUGGAAAUGUGUACUCACAGAAGGAAAUGACAAGAAUAUUAAUAACAAAACUGACUGUAUUUUAUAUGGUGGAACGUGGACAAACAGUGAUGUAAACUUUGAUAAUGUUGGGAUGGGAUACUUGGCUCUUCUCCAAGUGGCAACUUUUAAAGGUUGGAUGGAUAUUAUGUAUGCAGCAGUAGAUUCACGUGAGCUAAACGAGCAGCCAAAGUUUGAAGCUUUCUUCUCCAUGUAUAUAUAUUUUGUGAUUUUCAUUAUUUUUGGAUCUUUCUUCAUGCUGAAUCUUUUCAUUGGAGUGGUUAUCAGCAAUUUUAACCAACAAAGGAAAAAGAUAAGUGGAAAAGACCUAUUUUUGACUGAGCAACAGAAAAAGUACUAUAAUGCCCUCAAAAAACUUGGAUCCAAGAAACCUCAAAAACCCAUUCCAAGACCAUUGAACAUGUUCCAAGGAUUACUGUUUGAUAUAGUAUCACACAGAGCAUUUGACAUCACCAUCGUGAUUCUCAUCUGUCUAAAUAUGAUUGUUAUGAUGGCAGAAUAUGACCAGAAACAAGUCAAGGAAGUUCUUAAUAAGAUCAACUAUUUUUUUGUGGCAGUAUUUACUGGGGAAUGUGUUGUAAAAAUACUAGCCCUAAGACAUUACUUCUUCACCUGUGGCUGGAACAUAUUUGAUUUAGCUGUUGUGGUCCUUUCACUAGUUAGCAUUGGACUUUCUGAGGGCUUUCGAACUUUGAUCUCUCCUACACUUCUGAGAAUUUUCCGCUUGGCGCGAAUCGGCCGAAUCCUGAGGUUAAUUAGAAGAGCCAAAGGAAUUCGAACUCUUCUUUUUGCAUUACUGAUGUCCCUGCCUGCACUGUUCAACAUUGGUCUUUUGCUUUUUCUGGUUAUGUUCAUUUAUGCCAUUGUGGGCAUGACAAACUUUGCCUGUGUUGGCUGGGAAGGUGGGAUUGAUAACCUUUUCAACUUUCAAACUUUUGAUAGUAGCAUCCUCUGUCUCUUCCAAAUAACAACAUCAGCUGGCUGGGAUAAUCUUCUGGUUCCUCUGUUAAAAGGAUCCAAUUCAUGUGCUCCCAACUUAAAUUUAACAGAGGAACAGAAGCAAAAUUGCACUAAUAGGGAGGUUGGUAUUCUAUAUUUUGUUAGCUAUGUCAUCAUUUCAUUUCUCAUUGUUGUAAAUAUGUACAUAGCUGUCAUUUUAGAGAACUUCAGUGUUGCCACUGAAGAAAGCACUGAUCCCCUUUGUGAUGAUGACUUCGAUAUGUUCUAUGAGACCUGGGGAAAAUUUGACCCUCAGGCAACACAGUUUAUUGAAUAUUCUGCUCUUUCAGACUUUGCAGAUGCUCUGGCAGAACCCUUGCGCAUUCCAAAGCCCAAUAAAAUCCAGCUCAUAUCCAUGGACCUCCCUAUAGUCAGUGGAGAUAAGAUCCACUGCUUGGAUAUCUUGCUUGCUUUCACUAAAAGGGUCUUGGGAGAAUCUGGGGGUUUGGAUGGUCUUGAAUUACACAUUGAAGAAAAAUUUAUGGCUGCCAAUCCAUCUGAAGUUACUUACAAGCCAAUUACUACUACCCUUAAAAGAAAACAAGAGGAGCUAUCAGCUCUCAUUAUUCAAAAAGCCUUCAGGAGGUAUUUGAGGCAGCGUUCUUUUAAAAAUAAAUCCUUCUUGCACCGCCAUAAACAUUAUAGCAGUGCUGACUUUGAAGAAGGAACACACGAGAGGAAAAGUCUUACUGCUUCAAUGCUUCAUGAAAAUAAUGGUCAGAAGUUAGAUAGAUCCCGGACUAUAUCUUCCAUCUCUCUCCCUUUAUUCUAUGAUGGUAUUGCUGAAACAGAUAGUGAUAAUGUGGAUGCAUAA